Messenger RNA from Salvelinus sp. IW2-2015, 1064 nucleotides. Its product is annotated as nuclear factor 7, brain-like. Gene Ontology annotation, molecular function: ubiquitin protein ligase activity; zinc ion binding. The record is from RefSeq and is a predicted model, not a curated record. Gene Ontology annotation, biological process: protein ubiquitination. Gene Ontology annotation, cellular component: cytoplasm. Lineage: Eukaryota; Metazoa; Chordata; Actinopteri; Salmoniformes; Salmonidae.
CACUUUCUCUUUCACUUCCUCUCAUUCUCUUUCUGUGAACAGUGAACGCGACACAGUCAGCUCCAGAAUGGCUACAUCUUCCUCUAACCUGACCGACCACCUCUGCUGCGCCAUCUGUACAGAGAUCUUCACUGARCCUGUGUCUCUCAGCUGCCAGCACAUCUUCUGUAAGAGAUGUCUUGAACAGAGCCUCCCACGCCGCUGCCCUGAGUGUAGAGCUCCGAUCACGGAGAGAAACUUCCAGAUAAACAGACUGGUCAGGAACAUGGCGGACCAGCUGAGACUGGAGCAGGGUAGACCAGAGAAGACAAGAGGACAAAGACCUACAGGAGAGAGAGGAGAUGAGUGUCCUGAGCACGGAGAAGCUAUGAAGCUGUUCUGUGUGACAGACAGGAAGUUGAUCUGUCUGGUCUGUAAGGAAGGGAGAGACCAUAGAGGACACACAUUCAAACCUGUGAGAGAGGCACAGGAGGAUCUGAUGACAGAAGUGGUCUCAGCAUUAGCUAUACUGAAGGAAGACUUGAACAUAGCGCAACAUACAAGAGAACGUCAACAAAGAAGCAUCUUUAAGACAGUUGAGAAAUCCAGCCAAGUCAAGGAAAAAAUCAGGACCCAGUUUGAGGAAGAAAUCAACAAGCUGAAGCAGAGAGAAGAGCAGGCGAUGAGAGAGAUAGACAGGAGGGAUGGUCUUGUCAAUAUCAAUAUGGAGAAACGUCUGACUAAAAUAAAGAGACACGUGACUGAUGUGAAAAAGAGAGAGACCUCUCUUCAGUCUGGACUGUACAUCACUAACCCCAGGAAGUUCCUUCGGUGGUGGACAGAGAAGGGUCGCGCUACGUGUCAUACAAGGCAGGUUUGUCCAGACGUCUACAAAGCACCCAUGGUGGAAAAACCAACGCAAUCUGAGGGCUGUGAAGAUCCUGACACCCGUGUGCAUGUUGUUAUUGGCAGGAGGGAAUCAAGAAAAGCCUUGAAUGGAAAACCUAUUUUAUUUCGAUAAUGUGCAUAUUUAUAUUCCAAAAUCUCAGUUUACUUUGGCGCCAUGUUCAAAAAUGCCUCCAAAA